This is a messenger RNA of Dacryopinax primogenitus, 2098 nucleotides long. RefSeq lists its product as uncharacterized. The record is from RefSeq and is a predicted model, not a curated record. Lineage: Eukaryota; Fungi; Basidiomycota; Dacrymycetes; Dacrymycetales; Dacrymycetaceae. The coding region runs from base 1 to 1914 and encodes 637 amino acids. The transcript has 2 exons.
AUGAUGAAGGAAUUGGAAUGCGAACGCUGCGAGAUGCCAUCUCUCUCAUUAAGUGUACUGGAGGAGAAGGAAGAAAGGUUCGGAGAUACGACCUCAAAGGAUUAUCCGAAGUGUGACGAAGCGGAGGCAGAGAAGCGAUGGUCACCUCGGCCGUCUCCAUGCGACGGAGCUCAGUCACUCCGUCAUCUCAUCACAAAUCCCCUUGUUCUCCUCGACCAAACAUCAGUACACAAGGCACGGCAACACAGCUAUUACGAUACAUCUUUCUACUCGACCACCACCUACCUCCUUGGAUUGUUUGCCAUGCCACUACCAGAUGAACGACCCCGCGGAUCUGUCGCGAACCUGAUCGGCAAAUUCGAGCAGCAAAGUAAACGCGCUUCCGAUGCGGCAGGCCAGGCAGUCGAACGUGCCCUUCCAGGGUCACUGAGGAAUUCACUCGCGGGGAGAGUGAGCUUGGGCGGGAACGGGAUUGGGGUUAGGGAUGCGAAGCAGGGAGACGGGGACAAGGGGAAGGAAGAUGGGACGAAGAGUGGGCUGUUGGGCCUUCUUGAGAAGAAAGAGGAGGUGAAGGAGGAAAAGAAGGAGGAAGAGACCAAACCCGUGGAAGAAGUUUCAACAGUGGAGCCAGAACCUGCACCAGAGCCUGCAAAACCGGUUGAAUCUUCUCCUGUUGAACCUCUUGCACCUCCCGCGCCGACGCAUAUACCACCCGAACCAGCUGUUCCUUCGCCUAUUGCAUCCUCUCAUAAGACCGAUGUGCACAAAGUAUCCAAGAUCCCACCAGUCCCGCAUCUACCCAAGUCUACUUCAAGGUCCGCUGUGGGUUCUACUCGCACACCCGCCUCAACGCGCGCCAAGACGCCCACCUUCACACGAGCUAAGACGCCUACCUCGAAGCAUCCUCCUUCGUCCGCAGCGUCUGCCUCUGCUAUCCGGGUGAAGGCUUCGACCCUCACGUCCAGCACUUCCGGAUCAGCAAGUAAGCAGUCUCCCGCUGCGCGACCGGCUUCACGUGCACGGACUGCUGCUACUCCUUCACCCGUUGCCGCGCACUCGCGCACGCAUAGCACCACUAUCCCAGUGACUAGUCCACGCUCUUUGGCCCUCUCCGCACCUACCGCAAGCUCGCUCGCAAAAGCCCGCUCCCCUCCGACUAGGAGCCCAACGGUAAACACGGCCGCAAGCCCCCCAAGAGCAACUACGACGACAACGCGGAGAAUGUCGAUGAGUGACAAGGAUACGCCUUCCAAGCCUGCGGGUUCUGGGACUACUGCUCCUAAGCGUGGAACACCGACCGCCGUAAGGGGCACGACAGCCACCCGGGGCACCAAGCCUGGCACACGAGGAGCAGCUGCGAGUGCUGCAGGUGCCAAACGCGCUCUGGCAGCAUCGACGAGCGCUCUGCCUGACUCGGGCGCGUCACCUCUCUGUCAAGUACCUGGGGUGCAUCCCCCGCAGGACCAUCCGGGUGGGGACGAGCCCACCAGUGAGGCUGUAGCUCAGCGCGAGCUGGAGCUUAUCAAUGCGCAUGUACCACCUUUGCGACUUGGUACGAAUGGGAGUGGCGAGCAAGAGGAUGUGCACGACAAGGGUGCGACAGACCUCGCAGAAGUUACCUCGGCGAAUGAGUCUUCCGCUGACCAUGAGGAGACCAAAGAGGAGAUCGAGAGAUCUGAGGAUAGGAAUCACCCGGAGUUCCGCAUAGAAGAGGAAGUGGACAAAGAAGAGGUUAUCGGGGAGCCGGAGGAGGCACCGCCCAAGGAGGUCCUGGACUUUGUCCAGCUGGAAGGGAUCACUUCUGUCGAUGCAGAGGGUAUUGCCGUACCAGAUGUCGAUGCGCAGGCCAGGGCUCAUGCGCUGCAUGAUGGCGAGGAGGGUGUGGGUGCCAUUCCGGACGAAGAUGAUGACUGAGUAGAUGGUUUCCAACGUUAUGGCGAGGUUUUCGAAACUAAAGAUGGGCAUGUACAGUAUUUAUUCUGAUUCCCUUCUCAUCUCUUCUUGGAAUAAUGUUCCGCUCGAGCUCUUAUUGUCAGUGUAAGUAUAGGAUAGUUUUCAUUGUCAGUACACCAGCCGUUAGCUGCAAAUCUCAAUAAAC